Colletotrichum scovillei is the source of this 1253-nucleotide messenger RNA. RefSeq names its product sybindin-like family protein. Gene Ontology annotation, biological process: endoplasmic reticulum to Golgi vesicle-mediated transport. Bases 403 to 903 code for a protein of 166 amino acids. Gene Ontology annotation, cellular component: TRAPP complex. NCBI's taxonomy places the organism in Eukaryota, Fungi, Ascomycota, Sordariomycetes, Glomerellales, Glomerellaceae. The record is from RefSeq and is a predicted model, not a curated record. The transcript has 2 exons.
ACCGAGGUACCUGUCGACCGAGACAAGCAACGGUAGCCGCGUUUCGGGGCUGGGGCCACUGAACGGCCGACCACACUCAAUCGUCCCGCCCAAGCUAGCUACGUGCUAUCUCAACCUCUAGGAACAUCUUGCGCCUUUCAACCCGUGAUACCCAACGACACCGAAAACCAGCGAAUUUAUUGACGACACGAAAGACGACCAGAUCAAAAUCCCGAAUCCUCUAGAUCUAGAAGCAAUCCGCAAUUCACGUACCUUGCACAUCUCCCCGGCAUGCCCCCCUAAACGACCAACCUCCAUCCCUUUCCGCCUCGCCUCGCCUCGCCUCGUCGACAAACGACACCGAAACCCGGCGCAAACACGCGCAACCCCCGCGCCGCCGUCGCGGCCGUCCCCUAGCCCAACAUGGUCGUCUACUCCUUCUACAUCUUCGACCGCCACACGGAAUGCAUCUACUCAAAAACCUGGCUCCCCGCCGAGCGCCCGCCAUCCCAACAACCCCCCUCAUCAGCCGGGACGGGCGCCGCACCGCCAUCAUCACAGCAGCUCGGCCGCCGCAGCCAGGUGAACUCGGCCAAGGACGACGCCAAGCUCAUCUUUGGCACCGUGUUUUCCCUCCGCAACAUGGUCCGCAAGCUCGGCGGGGACGACGACGCCUUCAUCAGCUACCGCACGUCGGCCUAUAAGCUCCACUACUACGAGACGCCCUCGAACCUGCGCUUCGUCAUGCUUACUGAUACGGCGACGCUGAGUAUGCGGAAUGUGCUGCAUCAGAUUUAUAUCAACCUCUGGGUUGAAUACGUCGUCAAGAACCCCCUAGCACCAGCCGAACACAAGGGCGGCGAAGGCGUCAAGAACGAACUUUUCGAGCUGGGGCUGGAUCAGUUCGUCAGGGGUUUGAUGUGAAAGGACACCGUACUCGCCGUUCGGCAGCCAGGUUGGGAAGGAACAAAGAAUAAGAAAACACCAAACCCAGGAAAAGACGAUACGUGACUGGGAGCCCUUAGACCUGGGGAGGGCAAAGGGAAGAACUCCAGUGACCCAACAAGUGAGAAAUCGAUGUGGAGCCGCAACGACUUUUUGCCAGGCUGGCAUCAUGGAACAAGUGUUCACGGGAGGCAUUGUAGCUCCUCAAACCGAUCACGUACUUGACGUCUAAAGAAGAAAACUUCGCGUCACAAACAUAGACCAAAAAGAGGCACAUCAGAACAGCUGGAUGGUUUGAUAAUAAGAACGAAUCAUCAGCAGAAUCGCGG